CUAAUUAUACACACCAGACACCGGGUCGUCGUCUUGGGUUUGGUACGAGGAUAAGCAGAUAGCGAGCAGGCAGCCGGCGGUUGCCUCGACGCAGAGACAGCGACAGCGAGCAACAGGCGACGCAUCGACAGAGACAGCCAGAGUGUGACAAGCAAGAUGACAGACGUUUCGGUGCUGUUCGUCUGCCUGGGGAACAUCUGCCGUUCACCCAUGGCCGAAGCCGUCUUCAGACACAUCGUCAGCAGCCGGGACGGCAAGACGGUGAGCUUCUCGAAGCUGGACUCUGCGGGGACAUGUGCAGCGCAUCUUCACGACCCUCCGGACCCGCGGACGAUGUCGACGCUGAAGAAACACGGCAUCACAGACUUCACACAUGCAGCCCGCCGAGUCAAGACGUCCGACUUCACCGAGUUCGACUACCUCAUCGCCAUGGACCAGGAGAACUACGACUCGCUGAUGUACUCCCGCAGCAGAGUCAAGGGGGAGAAGCUCGCCGAGGUGAGGAUGUUUGGAGACUUUGACGCUGACAGGCUGGCGGACGGCGGCAGAGGGGAGAGCGAGGAGGUGCCGGACCCUUACUACGGAGGCAGAGACGGCUUCGACCGUGUCUAUGACAUGGUCACCCGGCUGUCCAACGGGUUUAUAGACUAUCUGGAGAAGAAGCAUGCAGUUGAUGCCGCCAAUUAGAAGAUUAUUCAUAUCUUACAACCAUAGUCUUUUACAUCUUAGAUACUUAUACUCGCUGCGAGAUCUGAAUGGCAGCUCGACAGCCCAGCCUGAUGACCCCUAUAAGCGGUUCGUAUGGUUUGGCUUCCUUUGCAUCGUUCUCGACCGCAUGAUCCAGGUGCUCCAGCUCCUCGUCCCUGAUCCGCUUCAACGUCUGCACCAGCUGCUUCAGCUCGUCCGGGACCACCUCCCCGCGGGCCUCAGCGUCCUCCAUCCAGCCUGCCAGAACCCGUAUCUGGUCGUUGUAGUGCGUUCCGAUCUCUGUCUCUACGGCUUCGGUGCAUGCCAUGGCCGCCUCCCGGCCCAUCACGCCUGUCGACCACCCGAGAAACGUGGCUGCGGCCUGCCAGGCGGGGUACAUGGCCGUUGGGCGCACGCGGUGGGAUGCCAGCAUCUCGGUGAAGACAGAGAAAUGGCCUGCUUCCUGGUCGUACAUGUGUUUCAUCAGCGGGCGGAGGUGAGGGUGUGAACGCAGGACGGGGGGGCUCUGGGCCGCGUAGAUGAGGGUUGCGGCCAGCUCGCCCGCGUGGUUGACUCGGAGGGCACUGCUCAGGUACGCCUUUUGCGAUUCACUCAGUUCCAUCAUCUUCUUGCCGCCAUUGUCUUUGUUCUUGCUGCUGCUGCUGCUGCUGUCGUUGAUAUCCCGUGUAGAGCUGCUGUACCGAGCUUGUAUCUUGUAUGCUGGCUGCGCGGUUGACAGACACCUCCGGCACGCCGGCCGCACUCGGGACACCAGCCCAGCCAUUUCUCCUCCAGUCCGCUGCCUUACACUCUCUCUUCCUCUCCAGUGUCUUUAUUCUGUCUUCUCUUCUGCCUCGUCUUCUCGUCUUCCCGCUUGUUUGUCGCUUUUUCUCUCCGGCUUUUGCUUUCCUCGACGUCAAAACUAGGCCCAUCACGUGAUCCAAUCUUUCAACUUCAACUUUUUCGUGGCGAAAAGAAAGACGAGAAGAAGAAAAAGGCGAAACGAACGAGCGAGCGAAGAGGCAUCAGCAGCAGUCAUCGCCAUCAGCAGGCAGAAGUCGACUAGUUAGGGAGACGCCAGAGACACG
Messenger RNA from Trichophyton rubrum CBS 118892, 1775 nucleotides. RefSeq lists its product as uncharacterized. Lineage: Eukaryota; Fungi; Ascomycota; Eurotiomycetes; Onygenales; Arthrodermataceae. The record is from RefSeq and is a predicted model, not a curated record. The transcript has 3 exons. Bases 665 to 1195 code for a protein of 176 amino acids.